AUGCCGAAGCCAAGCAGGACGAAGAAGAGAAAGCACUCGCAGUCCGACACCGGCUGCAGAAAGAACCGUCCUGAGAGCCGUCCUGACACCCAAGCGAAACCAGAAUGGACGCCUACUCAUCAUCAUCGAGAAGACCAGAAGCUCGCCAGUAUCCACCUCCCCAGUUCCGCCGUCAAUAUCGCCUUGAGUCCGGACGAUAAGUUCGCUGCGGUGAUCAUCGGUGAAAGGCAAAACGCACAAGCAAAGCUCCAGAUCUACUGUGUGGAAAGCUUCCUACUUGUCGAAACAGUUCAGGUCGGGUCGGGCCAUUUCUUUGGACUUUCCUUUGCGCCCAGCUCGCCACACCAGAACGGAUACAUGGUUGCUGUGUCAAAGACAUGCGGGGGUGCUAUGCUCUGGUACUUUGACGACUGUGGGAGACUGCGAGAUCCAGCAGAUGUCAGCCAAGAUGUUGAUAGGACUGGGUUAUACGAACGACUGGGUCAGGAUAUCAUCUCAGUUCUGAUAGAUUAUUACAAUAAGGAGGCGAACGAAACGCGGGGGCCCCUAGAGGGAAUCACAAACACGCUGCGUGAAGCCUUCGAGCUGGGUCAGAGGGAACACAAGAUACCGUAUCGACUAGGCGGCGACAAGGUGAUAUUCAGUCCCGACGGCACCUUCUUGAUCACAGCUAUAAUGUACGACCCUGUCUCGACUUCGAACGGCGCGCCUCUAGUGCUAUGGGACCUUCGGACACGGGUGAUUCGACACAUUAUCCCCUGCGUUUCGAGCAAGAUCUGGUGGGUUUCCAUAAGCCCCGAUUCACGGCUGAUAGCGUUUGGGGAAAGCGACACUUCCGUUCAGAUCUGGGAUUCGCAAACAGGUAGCUUCAUUCCUCCACUGAAAGUACGCGGAGCGUUCAUCAGGCACGGAGUGUUCUCGCCUGAUUCGGCGCAUAUUGCGCUGCUCAACCGCCCCGGCGAUUCCGACGCAUCGGUCUUUGUCCACGGCCUUGCGGGUGGAAAACGCGACGCUUCACUGCAGCAGGUCGCAAAUUGCUCCGAGCCUAUUUCUUGGAAUCACGACGGUACUUUGCUGGCGGUGCUCCGUGCAGAGAAUGAGAUAUCGCUGUGGGAUCCCUUCACAAGCCAGCGGCCAACGAGGAUGGAGUGGUCUCUGCCUUCUUAUACCCACGCAUAUCCCAAUUCCAUUCAGUUCACCGACCAGGGGAGGAAGUUGAUGUUGGUCUCAGCUUCCGGGGCGACUGAUGUUUAUGACAUGUUGUCUCUUACGCUGCACCGAUUCCCUGGUGAGACGGGCACCGUUCGCAAUGCGCUUUGCGCCAGGGAUGGUUCUUUUUUGGCUGUGAGGGAAGGGAAGGUAUUGACGUUUGGGGGCUCCAAGUGA
Aspergillus versicolor CBS 583.65 is the source of this 1386-nucleotide messenger RNA. RefSeq names its product WD40 repeat domain-containing protein. The record is from RefSeq and is a predicted model, not a curated record. Bases 1 to 1386 code for a protein of 461 amino acids. NCBI's taxonomy places the organism in Eukaryota, Fungi, Ascomycota, Eurotiomycetes, Eurotiales, Aspergillaceae. Gene Ontology annotation, molecular function: protein binding. The transcript has a single exon.